Messenger RNA from Lactuca virosa, 529 nucleotides. Lineage: Eukaryota; Viridiplantae; Streptophyta; Magnoliopsida; Asterales; Asteraceae. The record is from the annotation of a GenBank genome assembly.
UAAAAACAUAAAGACGCAAUUUUGUAAGAAGACUAAACACCCUCUUAACAGUCAUCUUUUAGACACUGAGUAACAAAUAACCAACGCAUUAAGUGGAAAAGACUCCACCUACGUUGAUAUGGAUGACAACGGCACCGACACCCACUCCACCGGAGUCGAGUCUCCGCUACUCAUCAACUUCGUUGACGGCGUUGUCGACUAUAGAGGACAUCCAGUUCUCAGAUCAAAAUCCGGUUGCUGGCGAUCGGCAUAUUUUAUCAUUGGCGUUGAAGUGGCAGAGAGAUUUGCGUACUAUGGCGUCAGUUCAAAUUUAAUCACAUACUUGACCGGUCCCUUGGGGCAAUCGACGGCCACCGCAGCCGAGAAUGUCAACACGUGGACUGGAACGGCGAGGCUUCUUCCUCUUCUUGGCGCUUUCAUUGCUGAUGCUUUUCUGGGUCGAUACCUAAUGAUUAUAAUUGCUUCUCUGCUUUAUGUUCUGGCGCUUGGGUUUCUGGCUCUUUCCACUUUUAUUCCUUCAAAACUGUGA